AAAAAGUACAAUAGAAAUCUUUAGUUAGGGCCAGAAAAUUAUUCUUCAUUCGCUACUAUGUAUUUUGUAACUCAGUUGACUGUAGUUGCAUCUUUGGCGAUAAUUUGUUCAAUUUUGCACAUGGCUCAUGCAAUCAGCUGCAAGGAAGUAUUUGAUAAAAAAAAUGAAAUUCAAGACUGUUGCUCGGCUCCAACAUACUUAAACACUGAAGGGCUCAAAGAAUGCUUUGAAGAAAACAAAGACAAAGAAAAACGCGAAAUGUUUGCUUGUUCACUUGAGUGCUUUUUCAAACGGUACCAAGUUCUGGAAGACGACGGUGAAGUUUCCAAGGAAAAGAUGCUUGCGAAAGUUGAAGGAUUCGAGGGCGAAUGGAAACAAACGAGCACAAAAAUGAUCGAAGAAUGUUUUGCUAAAUAUGAUGGACUGAAGGCCAAAUAUGGCGACGGUGGAAAAAAGGAGAGCUGCAAUCCGUCGUCUAGUUUCAUGAACAUGUGUCUUAGCAAGAAGUUUAUCGAAUAUUGUCCAGCCGAGCACUGGAACGAUUCCGACUUGUGCAACAAAAUCAGAAGUGGUGAAUGUGAACCCAAAAAAGGCAAGGGUAAGCCAGAAUAAUCUAAGCAAAAAGCUAGCUGAAAGCAAAUACAUAUUUGAAUAAAAUUAAUUAUGUGAUUAACUAUUCGCUGAAAAAAAGUCUUUAAACAAUUGUUUUUUUUUCGAUUCCUUUCGAAACAACUUUAAUUGUUCCACUUGUUGUUUCAUUUGUUGAGCAAAAUUAACCUACAGAGAUACCAAUCAGACAUGAGUUUACCUAUGAUUCAUCCACACAUGGCACAGCAGCAGUUUUAUCGAUACCAUAAUAUAAUAUCAAUUAAAUUGUUCUUGUAGAUUGAAAACAAAAAAAAAUCCAGAUUUAAAAUUUUAAGGACAACAUAAAAAAACCAUUCCGACUUAAAAAAGGUGAAGUCAGGGGAAAUAUACCCAUUUAAAUCACUCUAAGCCGAUCGACCAAUUCUCAUCUCUUUUACCAUUUUCCGCAUGUAUCAACAAUGGAG
Molecule: messenger RNA, 1052 nt
Organism: Culex pipiens pallens (northern house mosquito)
Lineage: Eukaryota; Metazoa; Arthropoda; Insecta; Diptera; Culicidae
Exons: 5
Coding region: 58-612 (184 amino acids)
Molecular function (GO): odorant binding
Source: RefSeq, a predicted model, not a curated record